Mucor velutinosus is the source of this 1929-nucleotide messenger RNA. RefSeq lists its product as uncharacterized. The record is from RefSeq and is a predicted model, not a curated record. The transcript has a single exon. Lineage: Eukaryota; Fungi; Mucoromycota; Mucoromycetes; Mucorales; Mucoraceae. Bases 1 to 1929 code for a protein of 642 amino acids.
AUGAAAUCCUUCUCAUUAUUACCAAGUGAAUUACUUGAUCUGGUCGCUAGCUAUGUGUUUUUCUACAAUACUCGAGACCACCAGUGCUUGAAUGUUUGCAGCAGUUGGUACACAUCCUUCCAGCCGUCUCUUUAUCGCAACAUUCGCAUCAAGCAUCGUCGACAGUUCAAACAGCUUGUGUCAAGUAUUCAUCGCAAUCCAGAGAUCAGCCUGUUUGUUCGACAUGUGUAUAUACAAGAUCAAGUAGGUCUAUCUAGAGAUGAAAUGGAAUUGCUACCGCUCCUGUUUCCUCUGCUGGAAUCACUGUAUUUCAACCCCAAAUUGUGGAAAUAUCAACGCCCUAUAGAGAGGAGAGAGAUUGCAUGGGACAGACUGAGUUCUCUGCCGCCACUGGAUCGCUACAACACAACGCUGCCACUCAUUCAGUCAUUUGGAUCUUCCCUACAAGAACUUGUCCUGAUGGGCGGUAUUGUCAAUCCACUGCAACGGAUGCGGAUUCCAGAAAAGAAGACAUCCGUGUUGCUUGGUCUGCUGGGUUUUACACCUCAAUUGCGACGUCUCACACUGCAUGGAAGGGAUAAGCUGAAUAUCAGAUCACUACGAGAUGCACAAAGAGCAGAAUUCUCAUUACACGAUAUCCUUCAGCUCCAUGCAUCGUUACCCUGUCUCAACUCAUUGUCAUUGUCGGAUGUCGCCCUUUCAAUGCUCACUGAACAGGUACCAAUCACUAUUCCAGCAACUCAAAUGCGUCAAUUGCAUGUGCAGGGUCGACUCGCUGACUACCGCUGGAUUGGACAUGUUGUCGAGCUGUAUCCACACUUGACAGAUUUGGACCUAGAUGUGAACUGGGAUGCAUCGUAUAAACAGACAUUGACGUGGAUGGACAUUGGCCCCAUUCAGGCAUGUCUCUUCAAAGUGGCUCAUCUCACUUCAUUAGAACGCAUCCACCUGGGCCAGAUUGAGUCUGUACUGAAAUCCUCAGCUGGCAGCAGGUUCUUUGAUCAACUGUCCAAGGUAACCCGUACAGGGUUGGUCUCACUCGACACUACGUUCAAUGGGAGGAACUUCUGUGGCGUGGCUGCUGCCAAUGCAUUCAGGUCAUUCAUGGCAUGUACCCAUCCUGAUGUCACUGAGACGCUCAAGGUGCAGCUAUGGCGUGAUUUAGGAGACGUUGAGAAUGUAAUGCGAUCCAUUGGACUCUGUACAAGGCUGACUGAAUUGGAAUUGCACUGUGGAAAAUUCUCGUAUUCUUGGUCUUAUGGCUGUGAUAUUGAUGUCAUUCUGGAUUUCUGUCCUCAAUUGGAAAUACUCUGUCUUGAUAUGGCUCGACUAACGUUCAAAUCCAAGGACAACAACUACAAUAAGGGCCCUCAUAUCAAGACGGUUCGCCUGCUGCAGACGCAUUUCUCCACAGAAGCCAUGGAUGUGCUCGCUGAAUGCUGUCCCAACAUGGAGCAUUUGGAGUUGACCAGCUGCAUCAAGGACAGAGACGCCCUAUCGCACAAGAUCCAUCUCAACCUGCCACACCAGCACCUCAAGACGCUGAGCGUCCAACAUCUGCAUCUUCGACCCAGCAGUUACAUUGAAAAAAGUAGUAUCGAUGCAGCGUUGAUCGCUGUCAAUUAUACAGAUCGCAGCAAGCACAACUCGUCGAGGAAAUCAAAUCAAUUGAACCAACGAUGGUACCAUUUAUACUGCCAAAAGACCAAGGCUGGACAUUGCCGUCAAAUGCGAAGAUUAAAGUUCCUGGAAUCACUCAAGGUGCAAGACUACCUGAUGAAGGACAAGGAUUGGGAUUACCUGGAGGAGAAUUCGAUUAGAGGGACUUACCGAGAAGCGAAAUACUGGGAUAGUGAUAUACCUUAUGGCUAUUUGCAGGUCGAUUGCCGCUACAUUGACACAUUUGUAUUCAAUAGAGUCAAGCUGUAG